ACUUAAAAUGUAAAGUGCAACAGUAACAGGUGAGAGGCAUAAAUUCACUGUGACAUGUCGGAGGAAGUGUCUUUGAAGAGAGCGGUACGAACUUCCGGAAACAUUUCAGAAGAGGAAGAGGCACUUGCACGUUUGCACCUUGUUGUUCAGAUUUCUCGCCGAUUACUGAGGACAGAGAUACCAUGUGGGAGUCACAUGAGCGUGGAUGAGCCGUGAGCUAGGGGCCGCAGAGGGGAGAGUUCCUGCACUGUGACUGCACUAGGAGGGAGGGGGCAGGCCUACAUGAGAGGGCCCCUCCAGCCCUCCUGUGUCCUCAACAUAAGCAAUGAACAGCACAACUGUGCCUCCGGUCAUCAUCAGCGGGGAUGUGGCAGUAACCUAUGUCCUGGUGCCAUUUUUCCUCAUCACCAUUAUUGGGAUAGCUGCAGCUGUGGCCAUGUAUAUCCGAAAGAAGAGAAGACUUGACAGAUUACGUCAUCAGCUGUUACCUGUGUAUUCCUACGACCCGUCAGAGGAGCUGAAUGAAGCUGAACAAGAGAUGCUUUGGAAAGAAGAAGACACAAAGAUUGUACAAGGCUGGGCCAAGCACUAUCACCAACAGCGCCCUCUCCUGACCAAAGAUGUUAAGGCUUGAACUAGUUCUGUUGUAAAUCUACUUGAAUGCCUCUGUACAGUUUACCAUUCAUGUUUAAGUGCAGUGAAGCUACUGAAAAAGCCUUAUGCACACAAGAUAUUCACCCUGCUUUCAUGCUAGGGGGCCUCUGCUGUAAGAGAAUGUCACCUUUUAGUUUCUGAUGCCAAUCCUUUGUGCCUGAAAAUGUAUUUAUUUGAUUAUUUAUUGAGUUUAUUUUUAUGCAAUGGUAUCAAUGGCGAAACUCAAGAAUGUAUAUAUACUGAUUGUUGAUUUGAAUUUGUCUAUACCAGUGCCAGCAAUUUUAUUUCACGUUAAUUUCUUGCAGUUGUUGAACUUUAUUUCACUUUGAUGAGUCAGCUCAAUAUAUCCUUUGUUAGACAUCCCAAUGGUAUGUGAGACCAGAUGGAAAUGAAUUAUACCCACCUAAAAGACUCAUUUGUUACUAAAAUGAGUGGUGACUAGUAUCAAAAAUAUGUCCUGUUUAGAAGGCAUGGCACAAACUCAAAGUUACUUCUCACUAAAGAAUGCCAUUGAACUGUCAAAAGCAAAACUCAGGAACUUAGUCGAAACUGUUCUGGAUAGAGGAAAAGUGCACUGAAGAAAUAUAGAAUAUUAAAUAAUACACUGAAUGUGGACUCCCUUCUAGUAGGGGGGUCUACAACCUGCUUUUCCUUGGUAGUUCCACAGCAUAAGAUUAAAUUACUCGAACUUUCAAUUAUAGGUGUUAUUUCGCAAAGAUGCCUUUAAAAUACAUGCAAACCUUACUGUGACCAGGGUCACCUCUACAGCACGGAUUUAUAAUUUGGACUGGUGGCAGUCUCAGCACAAAAGUUUAAUAGUGCACCUCUUAAAAUAACUGAUAAUUAUGGUGAUAAAGGCAAAACAAAACUUCAGUAUCUCAAGCUACACAAAACACAUUUGAAAUUAUUCCAAAGGCUACUAAAAGUUUAAAAGAACUGUUCUUAAUGAUCAGUUGUUGGAUUGUUUUUGUACUUUGAAGAUGCUGUUAGACCCAUCACAGUAAUUAUAUUGUGAUCUAUUCAAUAAAAAAAAUUGUUUCAAUAAAAA
Molecule: messenger RNA, 1702 nt
Organism: Boleophthalmus pectinirostris (great blue-spotted mudskipper)
Lineage: Eukaryota; Metazoa; Chordata; Actinopteri; Gobiiformes; Gobiidae
Gene: smim29
Product: small integral membrane protein 29
Exons: 5
Coding region: 326-634 (102 amino acids)
Source: RefSeq, a predicted model, not a curated record